AUGAGGUCGUGUCAAGUGUUUGCUGCACUCAGCGUGAUGACGGCGUGCACCAUGGCCAUACCGAUUUUCGUCGAAGGAGGACCCAGGUCCCAGAGCUCAGAGUCUGCGGAAAAUUACGCUCCCAAAGCGUACAAGUUCGAUUACGCCGUCCACGACCCGGAAACGUACGACGUGAAGAGCCAAUGGGAGGCUCGCGAAGGUGACGUGGUCAAGGGAGCGUACAGCGUUCUGGAACCCGAUGGUGCCAUGAGGCUGGUCGAGUACACCGCCGGACCGGAAACGGGUUUCAACGCGGUGGUCAGCCGGUCCGACAGCGGAAACACGGGCUACAGGAAGCCCAGCAACGACGCGUUCGACUUCUGA
Messenger RNA from Macrosiphum euphorbiae (potato aphid), 363 nucleotides. Lineage: Eukaryota; Metazoa; Arthropoda; Insecta; Hemiptera; Aphididae. The record is from the annotation of a GenBank genome assembly.